This is a messenger RNA of Phanerochaete carnosa HHB-10118-sp, 218 nucleotides long. RefSeq lists its product as uncharacterized. The record is from RefSeq and is a predicted model, not a curated record. NCBI's taxonomy places the organism in Eukaryota, Fungi, Basidiomycota, Agaricomycetes, Polyporales, Phanerochaetaceae. The transcript has a single exon. Bases 7 to 186 code for a protein of 59 amino acids.
GAGUUCAUGCAGAGUGUUUGCGAGCCGUAUCAGUACCUCACAACCGUUCUGGCAUCCUCUUGCACGCAGGUUCCACUGGGAACGGUUUGCAGUGGCAACUCAGCCCCGGCUCCCAGACUGGUCACCUCAUUCCGAGACAAGGAUUCCGCUCCCUUGGCCCAAGGCUACAAAAUCUCCAAGAGUUGAGCGUGAGUCGAUUUGCCUUACCCGUUUAAGGC